ACGAACACGGAUUAUACUUUACUUAUUUAUCACCACGUUUAUUUUUUACGGAUUGAUUGGAUUCAAAAAAUGGAAAGGAGCGAAAGGAGCUUCACGCAGUGGCGUAAUUCUUCCAUCUUUCCAUCUUCUUAUCAAAUCGAAGGCAAUUCUGUGAUAAUCUCCGACAGCGAGGACGAGAUUAGUAAUUCAAGGGAGAACGAUAAAUCGGACAAACAAAUAAUCGUUGACGAAAGCAUAGAGAUCGAGGAUAACGCCAAUAUUUCUAUCGAAGAUACCACACCGAGGAAGAAUUAUAAAGAUAGUGAAGCUGAUAGUACACCUGUUGUCCAUCCGAACAUAAAUAAAAAUACAAGAAGAUAUGUGUUGGACUCUGAUUCUGACAGUGAUUAUGAACAGAUAGAUGAUCAUGAAAAUGAUGACGCAUAUCAUACGAUUAAUGAUUUUAACAAUUCAACAAAAAGUUCUCAUGAAAAUUGUAAUGAAGAAUAUUACAGUGACUUCAAUUCUGAUGCAGAUUCUGGUCUUUUUUCUUCACGAAUUAAAAAGAGUAAAAAAAGAAAAGAUGUUACUCAUGGUAAUACCAGAGAAGAUAUAAAAGAAUUAAAACUUAAUUCUUCUAAUGAUUCUCUAAUUAACAAGAAUUUAAGUGACUGUAAGGAAUCAUAUAAACAAAAUAAUACUCAUCAGACAUGGAAAGUGGCAGACACGGAAAACAAAGAAAUUGAUGUACCUGUUACCAAUGAGCUUGAUUCAGAUUCUGCUUCUGGACAAAACAACGAUGCUGAAUUUGCAGUAUCUAUUGCAAAAGAAGAAAUUGGUAUUGGAAAUGUGGAUCUAGUGGCGCAGGAAAGAGCAUUUACGGUUUACAAAUUAGAGCAGCUUAAAAAUGAGUCAACCCAGAUGAAGCAACUACUCACUGAAGGAAAUAUCGACAUAUUGCCUGAUCAAGGACAAAAAUUGCAAAAAUGCAUACAUCAGCAAGAAGAAGAAAUAAAGAGCUUGACACGUAAAUUGGAAGAUACCUCUUUGGCGUCACUUUUCAACAGUCGAGAUACCGUAGAAAAAUCACAUUUCAUGAAAGAAUCACAGUUUUCUGAAGAUGAGCUAGAUUCCAAGUACACCGAUUAUUCAUAUUUGGUUGCUGAGUAUAUACCAGUAAAACCUAUCACAUCUUCUGAAUCAAGACAACUUGGUUUAAAAGCACAAGCAACAAAAGAUAAGGAAUUUGCUUUAACGGUUGAACGAUUACAAGAUCUGCACGGAUCUCUAGUAGCUCGGCCAUCAGAGAAAGAAAAAGCAGAAGACCCAAAGGGGUUGAAAGUACAGUUAAUGCCGCAUCAACAGCAUGCUCUCGCAUGGCUUCUGUGGAGAGAACAGCAAAGACCAUCCGGUGGCGUUUUAGCUGAUGAUAUGGGUUUGGGGAAAACACUAACUAUGAUAGCUUUGAUUUUGACCACUCUUGCUAAAGAUUCUGAUGAAAGUGAUGAUAAUGAUGCCACAUGGAAGAGAUCUUCACGUAUGUAAAAGUUUUAUAGAAUUUAUAAUAUGAACAAGUUCUUGCUUUUCUGUAAGUUUGAAAAUAUUUGCUUUUUUAACUUUAAUUUAUUUAAAUUGUGAUACUAUAUUCAGGAUAAAUUAUGACAAUUUUUAUAUAAAAAAUGUACUUAUUAUAAUAAAUCUAUUAACAAUACUCCUAAACAAUUGGCAAGAAAAGAUAUAGUCAUCACGACAUAUAAUAUAGUAUCUCGAGAAUAUAAAACCAAUUCUACAUUAUAUAAGAUCGAUUGGAAAAGAGUUAUACUCGAUGAAGCACAUACAAUAAGAAAUCACAAAAGUCAAGCAUCGGAAGCAGUAUGUGGACUUAUUGCGAGUAAACGAUGGGCUCUUACCGGCACACCCAUACAGAAUAAGGAGUUAGAUUUAUACUCCUUACUAAAAUUUCUUAAAUGCUCUCCUUUUGACGAUUUAGGCGUUUGGAGGCGAUGGGUAGAUAAUAAAAACGCUGCGGGCCAUCAAAGAUUGGCGACGGUAAUGAAGACGUUAAUGUUACGGAGAACUAAACAAGAAUUGAUGUCGAAGGGCGAGUUGGAAAGUUUACCCGAUAAAUCCAUUGAGGAGGUGGUAGUGCAACUCGAUCAACAGGAACAAUUGGUUUAUGAAAAAAUGUUAGCAUAUUCCCGCACUCUAUUUGCACAAUUUUUAGCUCAACGUGCAGAGAAAGAACAUAUGUUAGAUUUGUACAGUGGCAAAUACGAUAAACCUUCCUUUUUGUCAAACCCAAACAAGGAGACUCAGUUCACGAAAGCACAAAAAAAAUUAUUGGCGUUACACGCCGAUGUAAAGACGCACGAAAUCUUAGUACUUCUGCUACGACUGCGUCAAAUAUGUUGUCAUCCGGCAUUGAUCCACGCAAUGCUGGAUCAGGAAGACUUGCAACAAAGCGGUAUAAUGGAUAUAGAAAACGUGGAUUCCAAUUUAUUAUCGCGCGCGCAUAAUAUGUCACUUACUGGAGUUGAUAAUGAAGAAGAGGAAAACGCUGGCGUUGAUCAAAGAAUAAUGGAAAAUUUACUUACCGCCGAAAAUCCGGUGUUUGCUGAUGAUCGUAUUAGUUCUAAAAUGAAAAUGCUACUUAAUACUGUUAAAGAAAUUUUGCAAAAAAAUGGUGAUAAACUUAUUAUCGUUUCGCAAUGGACAAUAUUGCUGGAAGUCAUCGCAUCACAUUUACCCUCAGUAAAAGGGGCUACUUUUAGCAAAUUUACAGGAAAUGUUCCUAUUAAAGAUCGACAGGGUAUAAUGGAAUCUUUUAACAGUCGAAAAUCUGGUCCGAGAAUUCUAUUAUUGUCACUGACUGCUGGCGGAGUAGGAUUAAACUUGGUAGGCGGCAAUCAUUUGUUGUUAUUCGACAUUCAUUGGAAUCCACAAUUAGAAACACAAGCGCAGGACAGGAUUUAUCGUUUUGGUCAAACAAAGAAUGUUUAUAUUUACAAAUUUAUCUGUGUUAAUACAAUAGAAGAGCGUAUUAAAGCGUUGCAAGAACGGAAACUUCAGAUAGCAAAAAAUGUAUUGAGUGGUAGUACAAGCAGGGUAGAUGGAAAACUUACGCUGAAUGAUCUCAAAUCUUUAUUCGGCUUCUAA
Molecule: messenger RNA, 3135 nt
Organism: Trachymyrmex cornetzi
Lineage: Eukaryota; Metazoa; Arthropoda; Insecta; Hymenoptera; Formicidae
Product: transcription termination factor 2-like
Exons: 12
Biological process (GO): DNA repair
Cellular component (GO): nucleus
Molecular function (GO): ATP-dependent activity, acting on DNA; ATP binding
Source: RefSeq, a predicted model, not a curated record